Messenger RNA from Ilex paraguariensis (yerba mate), 768 nucleotides. The record is from the annotation of a GenBank genome assembly. Lineage: Eukaryota; Viridiplantae; Streptophyta; Magnoliopsida; Aquifoliales; Aquifoliaceae.
AUGGGCUCUAAUGCCACUGAAGGUUCGAUGGAUGAUACCAACGGCGACGUCAAGACUUCAACAUUUGAAGCAUCUUCAGCCUUUUGCUCGAUUUGCCUCGAUUUGGUGACUGAUAAUGGGGAAAGAUCCAGAGCGAAACUUCAAUGCGGACAUGAAUUCCAUCUCGAUUGCAUCGGUUCGGCAUUCAAUAUAAAGGGAGCAAUGCAAUGCCCCAAUUGCCGAAAGGUUGAGGGAGGUGAAUGGUUGUAUGCAAAUGGAUCUACUCGUUCAUUUCCCGAGUUUAACCUGGAUGACUGGACUCCUGAUGAGUAUCCCCCUGAGUUAAGUUACCCUGAAACGGUGAGCACAUCAUUUAUUUCAAAUUCUGUUAAAAACCUGUUGUUGUCCAUAUGCAUAUGACCAUAAAUCACCUGGUUGAAAUACUCACACACACACAUAUAUAUAUGUGACAUAAGUAGAACCUCCACUCUUGUUAGUUUGAUCUCCAGUGAAUAUUAUUCAAUCCCUGAUUGUUUGGAGCACAAAUUGGAAGAACUCCCCCCCCCCGGGAGUGGAAAAUAGGACUGCACAUCCUAACCAGCAAGGCACAAGGAAGGUAGUACAAAUGAAGGAAUGCAAUUGAAGGCUAUGGUAUCACAUUUGUAACGCUCCUGCUUGUGUCAAAACCUUGAAAAGAGAGCUUCAUGAAAGAGGAAUAUGGCAGGAGAAACCCGAAUUGCCCCCACUAAUUCGAUCAAUUUAAGACGGAUUAAGUAAACAAGCGACUAC